CUUGUGCACCGUGAAAGCCAUGCGGGUGUGUUUCCCUUGCGUACAGCUGAUUCUUCAUCGGAAAAACUGACAUCAUGUCCUGGUUUCCAGAGAAGAAGACAAGUAAAUCAUGGAUACACCAGAUGUGUACAAAGAUCCUCAAAACUGGCCCUGUCCCCAAACAUGUGGCCAUCAUCAUGGAUGGAAAUAGGCGUUUCGCAAAGAAAAACAGCAUGGAGAGAGCAGAAGGACAUUUGAAGGGAUUUGAUAAGCUUGCAGAAACUUUGGAAUGGUGUCUUGAUCUUGGCAUAACAGAAGUAACAGUUUAUGCCUUCAGUAUUGAGAACUUCAAGCGUUCCAAAGAAGAGGUUGGGUGCCUCAUGGAAAUAGCAAGACAGAAGUUUGCUCGUCUAAUGCAGGAACGUGAGCUGAUUCAGAAGCAUGAGGUUUGUGUGAGGGUUCUGGGUAAUCUGUCUUUACUGCCUCCAGACAUACAACAGGUGGUAGCAGAAGCUGUUGACUUCUCUAAGAACAACACUAGGGCAAUAUUAAAUGUGUGCUUUGCAUACACCUCCAGAGAUGAAAUUUGUGCUGGCAUGCGAGAGCUGGCUGAGGGUGUCUCAAACGGACUCAUAAGAACCAGUGAUAUAUCAGAGGACCUCCUAGAUAAUUGUCUGUACACAAGGAAAUCCAAAGAUCCAGAUCUUCUCAUCCGAACAUCAGGAGAGGUGCGACUCAGUGACUUCCUUCUAUGGCAGACAGCAUACAGCUGCCUUGCCUUUGUGAGUGUACUGUGGCCCGAGUUCAGCAUUUGGCAUCUGUAUUCAGGUGUUCUACACUACCAGAAGAAUUAUCAGGCUCUCCAGGAUGCCAAGGAAAAGAAUGAUUCCGAGAAGGAGAGGAGACAGAGAGAAAGUGACUAUGAGAAUGUGCUGAAGGAGAUUAAACAAAGUGGUGUGGAUAGUAAUGAGGACAUAGUUAGUUUACAGCAUAGAGUACAACAAUAUGCAAAAGACAGGGAGACACGCAUACGCAGAUUUCUACUGCAUCUUGAUCACAAACAUGAACUGUUUUUCGAGAAUAUCCUUCACCAAAAUCAAACACUUACAGCAAAAUAAUGUUGAAUAUGUAUUAAUAAAUCUAGAUUUCAAUCAUGUAAAUAAUUUACUAUUUAUAAUUUUAAUUUGUUAUAUCAGUGGCCCAGUAAAUAGCAGUAUUUUCCCCUAUUUUUUUCCGCAGUCAUUUUGCUAAGGAAACCUAAGGGUCGGGAUGACCAUCCUGUGCCAUCUGCCUUACAUAAAUUGACAUUCCCUUAAAAACUGAUUGUCCAAUUUUGAUCUCAUUGGCCACAAGCGUCCUUGGGGCAAGGCAGUUUCAAAUGGCCAAAGUGUACCUUUUCAGUUUCAAAAUUGUGAAAUUUAGGGGCCUGGCUACACAAUGAGUCUGGGUAGUAGCCUCCAAAGGGGUAAAAUAUUGAAAAUUUGAACAAUGUUUUCAACUACCAGAAAUGUCAUCCCUUUUCAAGUGAUAUUGACAAAACCAUACAAAUUACAGGAAUUCAAUAUUUUCCUUAAAGUCCUUGGUUUACCUUCAUGGGCAGUUGUCAGAGGGAAGAUUACACAUUUAGAUGCUUCUUUUAAAUAAUUUAUUGUAAACUAGUUAAAAUAAUUAAUGAUACACUUCCUAAAAAAGUCUUAAUGUUUUUGAUGUUUUCAUAAUUGUUCCUGCUAUCACAGUUACAAUAUGUAUUUAUGGUUAGUUAGAUGACUAUCAAGACUAGGUUGGCAAGAUUGGCAUCUUGCUUAAUAAUCUGUUUUUCAAAAGAUUGUUUAAAAACACUGUUGCAGAAAAAAAGUGCUGCUUUUUACCCGUACUAUAGUACAUCUCAUGGUAAAUAUUAAAGUGUUUUACGUACUUUUAGGUCACCUAAGCCUCAUGGUGACCUAUUGCGAUCACCUUUGUCCAGCGCCAUGCAUCCAUAAACAUUUUAACAUCCCUGAACUGGUUUCAAUGAAAUUUUGCAAAAACCAAUAUAGUGAACACCAAUAUAGCUCCAUAGGGACCUGAAGGAUGGGGCCAAAAAUUUAUUCAAAUUUUAAUUUUAAAUCUUCUCAACACCAAGAUAUGCAGAAUCAUAUGCUCUUUAUGACUACACCAUUUAAAAGUGCUUUGUCAAAAUUGUGAAUUUCAUGGACCCAGGGUCCAUUUCUCUGUGGAGAGGAUGUAAAGUUUACUGUAGUAUAUGGGGAAAAUAGAUUUUUGAGUAGAAUUUUUUAAAUUUCCAUUGCAAAUAUUUCAAACUUGGUUAGAAUAAUGUAUGAAGGAUGAUGGCUUGAUGGUAUGCCCUUGUUGAUCCUGGCUGACCUCAAGGGGCUGUUGGACGGGUCAAAAGGGGUCAAUUGACUCGGAUUACAAAAAUAUUCUCUUAACACCCAGAUAUAAUAGAAUCAAAGUCCUUCAUGGAUGAAAGUGUCUUAAGGUGCUUUACCAAAAUUGUGAAUUCCCUGUGGGGUCUUCAGGUGCUUUAAUUACGAAAAUGGGUCUCACAUUGUUUCCUGGGGAAAGAGGUUAAUUUACUAAAAUUUUUAUAGAAAAAUAGCAUUUUUGAACAUGUUUAUUUCCAACUGGAAGUAACUUUGCAAGAAUGAUUAAUAUAGGAUGACAGUUUUGAUGGUAUGCAUAUAUUGCAACUGGUUAACCAUCAUCUAUGUCACAAUUUCCUUUUCAUGGCAAUUGAAAGCUACUUGCCCUUUAACCUUAAUAUUCAAUAUUGCAUAUCUCAGGUGACUGUCAAAGUUGCUAGGCCUCUUGUUGAUACAAGAAAUUCAUUAUAUUCAAAUGAAAGGAAAAGAGGUGUUAGCCAUUGAUUAAAAGUGCAAUGUCCUUUGUGACGACUUUUGUUGAUGUUAGAUUAAAGGUGCCAUUACAGAUGUUGGUUAAGUUUUUUGUAGGUGGCUGAAUAGUGCAAGGCUAUAAAAUCAUGUUAUUUGGUAGCUCAUUGUUCAUGUGUCUGUUUUUAUUUAUGAAAAACAUCUUUCUCAUUAUUGAAAGGAAGAGUUUUGUUGACCUCAAAAUAAAUCAAUAAAUUAAAUAAAAUUAAUUGAAUAAAGCUUUGUUAAUCUUU
Molecule: messenger RNA, 3103 nt
Organism: Ylistrum balloti
Lineage: Eukaryota; Metazoa; Mollusca; Bivalvia; Pectinida; Pectinidae
Product: dehydrodolichyl diphosphate synthase complex subunit DHDDS-like
Exons: 8
Coding region: 75-1097 (340 amino acids)
Biological process (GO): polyprenol biosynthetic process
Cellular component (GO): dehydrodolichyl diphosphate synthase complex; endoplasmic reticulum
Molecular function (GO): ditrans,polycis-polyprenyl diphosphate synthase [(2E,6E)-farnesyl diphosphate specific] activity
Source: RefSeq, a predicted model, not a curated record